Cuscuta epithymum is the source of this 1051-nucleotide messenger RNA. NCBI's taxonomy places the organism in Eukaryota, Viridiplantae, Streptophyta, Magnoliopsida, Solanales, Convolvulaceae. The record is from the annotation of a GenBank genome assembly.
ACUAGGCUGAGUGUCGAAUUGGUCCUUCUCCCUUUUCAUUGUCAAUUGGUCAAAUAUCCUCCUCGCCCAGUCGCGCCCUAGUUUUCGUGCUCUAACAUCAUCUACACAUAUGUAUGGACUGGGGAAUUAAGAGAGACUAUUGCUAUUCGUGAUUCCUUAGAUGCCCAAGAUCUGGGUAGAGAUACUAUCGAUUCAAAAGUAGGAAAUAAUGGUGCUGCCACUUUUGAAGCUCGGCACGCUCGCGUUGAAGACUCUGAGUAAACCCAUUGCCGUUCGGCUAAAGACGGAAGCCGGGCGACACCCCAAGUUCCGCACUUUCAUCAUCAGCAUGGCUCAGGCAAACCACCGAAUCACAACGACAAUGCAAAGACGUAUCUAUGGUCAUGCAACGGAUGUUGAAAUACGACCAUUGAAUGAGGAGAAAGCUGUACAGAAUGCUGUAGACCUUUUUGGGGAAAUUUUUAUUUUCUCGGUGGCUGUAGCAGCUCUUGUCUUUGAAGUGCAACGUAAUUCUCGCUCAGAAGCUAAGAAGGAGGAACUUCGGCGACGAGAUAUCGAGCAAGUGAGGCAACGGGAGGAAGAGUUAGCGAGGGAUAUCGAAGUGCUUAAAAGCAAGAUUGAAGAGCUUGAACAGCUGGCUAGGGGGAGAGGGCUUGCUGGUAUGUUCAAAUACAUACACCCCCAGACUGAACAUGGCAAGUCAGCCACCCCGUCAUGAUCUAUCUUGUUCUCAAGGAUCUCACUGCCAAAUGUUUCUACACAUUCAUUUUUCCAUUCUUUGGUGCUACCUCCCCAUUUUACUAAUGAAAGAGCUACUUGGAAACUCAGAUCUUGUUGAUCACAACAAAGUCAUUCUGAAUCUCUGGGAUGUAGCCAAUUUUAUCAGAGAAAUAACUACAACAAAAUGCAUAAUCAUUGCAAUAUUUUUUAUUUUAUACGGAGUAUGUAGCAUUUAAUUUUGUGGCACUUGUUAUUUGCUCCAAGAGAAUAUUAUAAACCAAACCUUCAGUUUUGCUAAAAGGUUUGCACUUAGAGCAUGGAGUUCCACCCG